AUCUCAAAACAUCUCUCCACUUGUACUCAAGCGCUCCUAUGAAACGAGAAUCACAUUGAAAUCCCAUACGAAACCGUGCGAUCCAACUUCCCAUCAUGCUUGUCCUUAAUAUGGGACCAGUUUUGGUGUUCUCAUUGGUCUUGUCAUCGACUUAUGCAGGAACCAUGUUGGAUAUGCUGAAUGGCAUGGAGCAAGUGCUCACUGGUUCCGAAGAGUUCGAUCCCGUGCUCUACCAAGCAAUCAGGUCUUGCAUGGAAAAGACGGAUCCCAAUCUGGUCAUUGCCCAGGAGAACCUUUGGAACGGGAUGCUGGAGUACGCCAGCAUUGGAGGUACACUGCUAGAUCCCUGGACACCCUGCGAGAAUGACGUCCCACCACUGCAAAGGACCGACUAUUACGAAACCUACAAUUGCAGUGUUCAAGACUUUGGCGGCAUCCCAAUUCACGAACCUUGCAAUUAUGCUUCCAACAUCGCCUACUAUCAUCUCAUGCUGGAGAUCUGUAACAAGCCCACUUGGCAUAUUCCUGACGAGUCAGUAACAGCCAUCAUCCGGGCAUCUUCCUUCUUGGCCCAAGGCUCUGGAAUGUUCCACGCCAGUCAGACCAUCUUGGGAAAUAUUUUGGAUGGGAACAUGACUGAUCUUUUAGGAUAUGUGGCGUAUCAAGCAGCCAUGGCUGGUGUCCAACCACUUGAUUCAACUAUUAUUCAUGAUCUUGGGCAUGAAUCCAGGCCAUUCAAUGCCGUCGAGGUCUCGGAAAAUGUGCAAAACACCUUUAUUAAUGAUCCAUUGUUGACUUGGGGCGAAACAAUCAACUCUACUAAUAUUCCUCGGUUGAGAUUGACCUUGUGCGGUUAUUUAGGAACCAUCAUGACUCUGGUUUUUGAAGAUGAGGUUGUGGAUCAGAUUGCCGAGUACCUCAUUGAUUCGUUUGACGGGUUCUCGCCUGACUUGAAAGAAUUUUGUUUGCAAACUUUUUUGCCUGAGAUUAGAGUGGUUACGGCUGACUUCGAACUUCCCGAAGAGGAGAAAACCCUUUUGACUCACCGUUUGGAAGGCAUUCUUAUGAAGUUACUUUAUGGUGCUAUUUGGCAGGAGGAGGUGUUCAUCAGCAACGAGGAAUUACUAACCCCUGAGGCCAAUGCAUUGGGCGCCACCUACAUUCCAGUGGUGAACGACUUGGCCAAUAGCCUGCUGGAGUUUGUACACAACAAUCCGGACUUUCAACACGGGAAGCGAGUGUAUCCUGGGGAUGAGUGGUGCAACCCCUUAAUUCCCCACGCCAAAUGGCAUCUUCAGUGUGGAGUGGGUCUCACUGACUUGAUCUUUUUGGCCGACGAUCUCUACCGGAUCUUCGGUCAAUACAAAGGAGCUUGAAUUUUGUGUUUUGAAAAGAGCUUUGAUAGCUAAUAUACAUACCAUGAGAAGCAUUA
Tigriopus californicus is the source of this 1432-nucleotide messenger RNA. RefSeq lists its product as uncharacterized. The record is from RefSeq and is a predicted model, not a curated record. Lineage: Eukaryota; Metazoa; Arthropoda; Copepoda; Harpacticoida; Harpacticidae. The coding region runs from base 96 to 1376 and encodes 426 amino acids. The transcript is spliced from 7 exons.